Messenger RNA from Linum trigynum, 3898 nucleotides. The record is from the annotation of a GenBank genome assembly. NCBI's taxonomy places the organism in Eukaryota, Viridiplantae, Streptophyta, Magnoliopsida, Malpighiales, Linaceae.
AAUCAGGUUUUUAGGGUUUCCAUUUCAUCUCUGCUGUUAUCAGCAACCGGAUCAGAGUGACAGGUUGGUGCGGCAGCAGCAGCACAAACAAAACCAGGCCCGUCAACGUGGCGAUGUAGUUCAAUGUACCAGAUCACCAUUCCUGGCCCUGAAUAAACAACGAUACUUCCCCUGCUUGUAGUUGACCCCAAGCUGGAGCUCCUUAAAUGAACAUAAAAUAUUGCUCAAAAUCCUCAUCUGAUGCCAUCACCAAACAAUAUACUAUUAUCUUCUUCCACCCCCAUCCCAUCCCCAUCACCAAACCGCUCUCGACUCUUCAACAAGCCGUGGCGUCAGUAAAUGUGGCGGAGGAGAGAGUGAAUGCGCCAUCGAGAUGUCAACGGUUGCCAGCCGAACAGAAUUAUGAGCGCAACUAAGAAAACGACAUUAGCUGGGAAAACAACAAAGAACGAAUUCCCAGAUCGAAUUAAACCAAAUCGGAUAGAUAUCAAUUAUUUUUGUCCAUUCCUUUUGUUCCUCUCUGUUCCCAUAUGGCAAACUCCUCUGUUUUCCCCUCCCUCUUCUUCUUCUUCUUCUUGGUUUCCCACAAUCCAUUUCCCGCCUUUGCUUAUUCCUUCACGGAGUUCGUCUUCCCCAACUUCACUGCCACCAACGUUCGAUUCAUCGACAACGGCGGAGCUUUCCUCUUCUCCCGCAACGGCUCCUUCAAGGCCGCCAUUUCCAACCCGGGCGGACAGCAAACCAGGUUUUACCUCUGCGUCAUCCACUCUGCCUCCGGUACCGUCAUCUGGUCAGCAAACCGCGAUGGACCCAUCUCCAAUUCUGGCACCAUGGCUUUCACCCGCGACGGAAUCUCCAUCUCUGACCACGACGGCACUCCUAAAUGGUCAAUACCCAAUGUCCCCAAAUCAUCCGCCGCAGCGUUGCAACUGACAGAGUCGGGAAAUCUCGUACUGCUCGACAAGACUAACACUUCUCUCUGGGAGAGCUUCGAUAACCCCGCCGACACACUUGUCGCCGGACAAAUUCUCAGGAAAAACGGGAAUGCUCUGUUUAGCUCCGUCUCCGGCGAAGAUUUCUCCACCGGGGAUUACCGGCUCGGGUUUUCGGACUCGGAUGUGAUUCUUGGUUGGCGAGGGCAGAGCUACUGGAAGCUGUCCAUGGAUCCGAGAGCGUACACGGAUUCCACCUACCCGGUGGAUUCCAUGGCGGUGAACGGAACGGGUUUGUUCCUUUUCGGCCGAAACGGAUCCAUUGUGGUGGCUCGGGUUGCUCUGCCACCGGCCGAAUUCCGGAUCGCCCGGCUAGUCUCCUCUGGUCAAUUCAUUGUCAGCAGCUUUUCUCACGGAGGAAUGAAAGACGAGCUCGAUGGACCCAAUAACGUCUGCCAAAUCCCCUCCAUUUGUGGGGAAAUUGGCUGGUGCUCUGUUUCCACGGGAAACAACCCAACUUGCCAAUGCCCGCCGGGUUUCCGUUCCAAAGCCAGCAAUUCGGAUUCCUUCAAUGGAUGCGUUCCGAGCGACAGUUCUUCUUCCCUUGUGGAGUCCUCUUGCAGCAACAAUGGAAGUCAGGUCAAUUCUUCGUCGCCGCCAAUUUCGUAUCUGAGCCUCGGCAAUGGUAUGGACUAUUUCGCUCUCGAUUUCUCCCAACCGAGGAAAUACGCGUUGAAUUUAUCGGCCUGUCAGGAAUUCUGCACAACAGACUGCGCUUGCUUGGGGAUUUUCUACGACAAUUCGUCCGGCUCUUGUUACACCAUAGAGAACGAUUUGGGUUCGGUUAUGUCGAGCCGUGAUCGAGAUAACGAUCAGGUUGGGUACAUCAAGACCGUGGAAUCUGCUGAUAAGAGCAGCUCGGGAGGAAACAGGGGAGCCGUCAACGAAACCCACAACAACAAACAGUUUCCAUUGGCCCUGGUUCUCUUGCCCUGCAUCGCGGUCGCCGUCGUACUGCCUGCAGGUUUCGUAUGGUGGAGAAGGUGGAAAAUCGCCGGCGAAAAGGUAAGACUAAGCCAUGCCAAUUCGUUUUCUUCGGACGAAAUGGAUGCGUUCUACAUCCCAGGGUUGCCUCAGCGAUUCGAUUACGAGGAGCUCGACGAAGCAACCGACCGGUUCAAGAUGCAGAUCGGGUCGGGCGGGUUCGGGUCGGUGUACAAGGGCGUCCUCUCGGAUAAAUCCGUGGUCGCGGUGAAGAAGAUAACCAACGUCGGGAUUCAGGGCAAGAGGGACUUCUGCACCGAAAUCGCCAUAAUCGGCAACGUCCACCACGUCAAUUUGGUGAAGCUGAGAGGGUUCUGCGCCCAAGGGAGGCAGCGGUUGCUGGUCUACGAGUACAUGAACAGAGGGUCACUGGACCGGACUCUGUUCGCGAGCUCCGGUCCGGUUCUCGAGUGGCAGGAGCGGUUCGAGAUCGCUCUGGGAACGGCUCGCGGCCUGGCGUACCUCCACACCGGGUGCGAGCACAAGAUCAUACAUUGUGACGUGAAGCCGGAGAACAUCCUGCUGCAGGAACAAUUCCAGGCCAAGAUAUCCGAUUUCGGGCUUUCGAAGCUGCUCGGGCCCGAGCAGUCGAGCCUAUUCACCACGAUGAGGGGCACUCGAGGGUACCUCGCGCCCGAAUGGCUCACGAAUUCGGCCAUUUCGGAGAAGACCGACGUCUACAGCUACGGUAUGGUGUUGUUGGAGCUUGUGAGUGGAAGGAAGAACUGUUCGAUCAAAUCCGCGAGCCCCAGCCAGGGAGGUGGGCAGUCGACGACGACAACGACGUCAUCGCAGUUUGGGGGGAUGGUUUACUUUCCUUUGGUGGCAUUGGAGAUGCACGAGCAGAGGAGGUACGUUGAUCUGGCGGAUGCUCGACUUGAAGGGCGGGUGAGGAGCGAGGAAGUAGAGAAGUUGGUUCGAGUGGCGUUGUGUUGUGUUCAUGAGGAGCCUUGUUUGCGGCCGAGUAUGGUGAGUGUUGUUGGGAUGUUGGAAGGAGGAAUUUCAUUGGGCGAACCGAGGAUGGAAUCGUUGAACUUUUUGAGGUUUUAUGGACGGAGAUUUGCUGAGGCUUCGAUCCUUGGGGAAGAAGGGAAUAAUGAGCAAAGAGAAGCUUUGUUGAAUUCACGACAAGAGUAUGGUACCUCGAAUUACUCGAGUACUAUCUCAGACCCACAGUAUAUUCCCUUGUCUUUUAUAUCUUCGCAACAGAUCUCAGGUCCAAGAUAGUACGUGUACUAAGCCUGGAGUUUUUAUGUAGUUACACUUCACCAGCUAAUAAGUUGUGAGUAUAUGUAUAGUUGUACGAUUUCGAUCGUCACUAGUUUGUGACUUAUCCGUUUCCUUUCUUGGAAUGAGAAUUUGUGAAUGUCAAUUGUUUUUUUUUUGGCAAAGUCAGAGUAUAAAUCCAAAGUCACAAGCCAGAAGAAAGUAAAGCGCUGGAGUCGACCAAUAGUCGAACUCCCGAUGAGAGGGCCUUUUGUGCCACAUGAUGGGCAACCCUAUUAAGUUGACGAGAAACAAAAUAGAAAGAAACACCGAGGAAGGAAGAUGCCAAGCUCCUAACGUCUUCCAAAAUAGCGCCACCCCGAACAUAAUGCACAUCACCUCCAAUCAUCCGACGGAUCAAGAGUUGAGAAUCCCCAUGAAAACAAACAGAAAGAAAGGAAUGAGUUAAACACCAGUGUACAGCGUCCCGUAGGGCUAAACAUUCCAUGAGAAAAAGGUCCUGAACACCCUCAUAAAAUUUCCCAAAAGCAAACAGAACAUUACCUGUCGUAUGAUAGCCGACGAAGCCAAUACUGCCUCCAUGUCCACUCUUGGUAGCACCAUCAAACCAGACAUUGAUUAAAGUUGGGGAACCUGGAGUCGUAGGUGCCUCUGUUGAUUUAUAUUUAUUGAUAGAAUAAGUACAACUUAACGUG